AUGGCUUUUUUAUGGCAAAAUCCAUUCAUAUUUUCUUCUUCUUCAAAAAUUAUUUCUUCUUAUAUUCAUUUUCUUAACGAUGAUAUAAAGAAAGAAUUGAGUAUUACGGAAAAUGAAUAUAAACAUCCUUUAUUUGAUUAUCCGGCUUUCUUAAGAGAAUUUAAUUAUAGAUAUGUGAAUCGAGCAAUAUCAGCAUGGUUAUCUCAUAAAAAACUUAUAUUUGGCUCAAUUGAUAAAGGUAAUGCAAAUUUAGCAUUAACAUCUUUAUUUCCUAAAUUAAUUCAUCGACAAUUUUCCCAAGAAUUUUGUAAAAUGUUGUUAACGAGAUCACAACAUAUCAAUAAUUUUAUUAUUGAGGAAGAAUCAGAUUCACGAAUACCUUCCGUAGAUAUAUUAUGUCAAGCCAUCAAUUCUACAACAUUAAAUAAUUUAUUUAGAUUAGAAAAUCUUACUUUAGCUGGAAACUUUAAUAAAUCAAAUAUAUUACAUUCUUUUGGUCAGGUUUCUCGAAAUAUUCAUUCUCUCACAAUUAUUGAAGAUACUCAAAAGGGUCCUUCCACUAAGAUAAUAACUCCUAUGGAAUCAAUGGCUGCUUUUAUUACUGUUCAAAACAAAUUAACCAAUUUUACUUUAGAAAGGUGUAUUUAUUUUACAGACAUUUUACCUGCGUUAGCUACACAAGCAGCUACCUUAACUAAUAUGAUUUUCCGGAAUUGUUGGUUUCGUUAUAAUAUAAUCGGUAAUGCUUUAUCAAAUCUUCGAGUUUGCAAAAAUUUGGUUUCUCUUAAAUUCCAACAUUGUCACGCUUUAAGCAAUGAUAUAUUAAAACCAUUGUCUGAAGCUUAUUAUCCAAAAUUAGAAAACUUUGAAUAUUCCCCCCAAUUUUGGUCUUAUUCCGAAUGGGAUGAGUUUGGAAGAAAUUUACCAAAUAAAGAACUUUCAUCUUUCUUAUCAUUUAAUGGUUCAAAUUUGAAGGAACUCAAAUUAGGAAACAUUUUUCAUUUUUGUCCUGAACUUAAUGAUGAUGUUGUCUCUUAUGGAUUAAAUCUUCGAACUCUUGAAGUUAGUAUGGAUCAUCUUGAAAAUUUAUUUCCCAUCUUGAUGUCAUGCACAAAUCUCGAACGAUUGGCCGUACCAAAAGUUUCCAUGACUUAUAGAUGUGAUUUAGAUUAUUUAUUACCUCAGAUCGGAAGAAAAAUGCCAACCAGUUUACAUCAUUUAGAUUUACGAGGUUGGUCAUUAACUCCGGGAGGAUUAAAAUUAUUUUUAAACGAAUUUGGCAAAAAUAUUUAUUUUCUCGCUUGGAAUGGAACAUCAUCAAUUAAUAAAUAUUCGGAAGUUGUUUCAGAGUAUGCUUUGAUUAGUGGAAGAGAAAUUGAAAAGCUUCACAUGCAAGGGGCUUGUAAUGAUGAUAAUAAUGAAAAUAAUCCUUCUGUAACUCGUCACGCGAUUCUUGUGAUAAAUUAG
Messenger RNA from Diversispora eburnea, 1467 nucleotides. The record is from the annotation of a GenBank genome assembly. NCBI's taxonomy places the organism in Eukaryota, Fungi, Glomeromycota, Glomeromycetes, Diversisporales, Diversisporaceae.